CGCCGGCCAAUGGGGGUAGAGCUUUUUUCCCGGUGUCAAUAUGGCAGCGCUCUGCGCCUAGUUAAUGGGAAGCGGUUGGGAUGGAGUAAACUCCCAGGAAUUGGGCCGGGCAGAGCGGGCCGUGCCGUGGCGAACCGAGCAGGCGGACGGGGGAGGCGCCGCGCUCCGGCGAAGGGGAUGAGGUGACGGGAGCUAUGGCGAACGACGGAGGCAGGAAGCAGUUCUGGAAGCGGAGCGGCUCGAAGGUGCCGGGGAGUAUCCAACAUGUGUAUGGAGCUCAGCAUCCUCCUUUUGAUCCGUUGUUGCAUGGAACCUUGAUAAAACCAGGAUCCAAGCCGCCAACAACUCCUGUGAAAUUGAAGAAAGUCAGUACCUUCCAAGAAUUUGAAAGUAACACAAGUGAUGCUUGGGAUCUUGGGGAUGAUGAUGAUGAACUCUUAACAAUGGCAGCUGAAAAUUUAAAUACAGAUGUAGUCAUGGAAACGGCUAACAAAGUAAUUCAGAAUCACAGCAGGCUACAAGAACAGCAUAAACUGCAGGAGGAACAGCUACAGGAAGACAAACCAGUACCAUUUUCAGAAUUGCCUUCAGUGGUGUAUGGUGACAACAGGCUGGUUAAAUCAGUCAGUGAAAGUCAUGCAUCAAGUUCUGCAGAGAGUGUUAGUGAAAAUUCUUCCAUGCAGAGGUCACAGUCCCUUCCACAUGCUCCAACAGAUCCAUUAGAGGGUGAAGUGGCAGACCACAAUAUGUCAGCUACUCCAGCACUAACUGAAAGAGAGGCAUUCAGAUUAGACAAAUUUAAGCAACUACUUGCUGGUCCUAACACAAAUCUUGAUGAAUUACGGAAGUUGAGUUGGUCUGGAAUUCCUAAACAAGUUCGCCCGAUCACAUGGAAGCUUCUUUCAGGUUACCUUCCUGCCAAUGUGGACCGAAGAGAAGGCACUUUACAGAGAAAACGAAAAGAGUAUUUUGCUUUUAUUGAACAAUAUUAUGACUCAAGAAAUGAUGAAAGUCAUCAAGACACAUACAGACAGAUUCACAUAGAUAUCCCUCGUAUGAAUCCUGAAUCUUUAAGACUUCAGCCCAAAGUAACAGAGAUUUUUGAACGAAUUUUGUUUAUCUGGGCAAUACGUCAUCCAGCCAGUGGAUAUGUUCAGGGAAUAAAUGACCUUGUUACUCCUUUUUUUGUAGUCUUCGUUUGUGAAUAUAUAGCAGCAGAAGAAGUGGAAAAUUUUGAUGUUUCCAGUCUGCCUGAAGAAGUGCUGCAGAACAUUGAAGCAGACAGUUACUGGUGCAUGAGCAAGUUGCUUGAUGGCAUUCAGGAUAACUACACCUUUGCACAGCCAGGGAUUCAAAAGAAAGUGAAAAUGCUGGAAGAACUUGUUAGCCGGAUCGAUGAACAAGUACACAGACAUUUAGAUCAACAUGAGGUGAAAUACUUGCAAUUUGCUUUCCGUUGGAUGAAUAACUUGCUGAUGAGAGAAGUUCCCCUGAGGUGCACCAUAAGGCUAUGGGACACAUACCAGUCUGAACCUGAGGGUUUUUCCCAUUUUCACUUGUACGUCUGUGCUGCCUUCCUUGUCAGGUGGAGGAAAGAGAUACUGGAAGAAAAAGACUUUCAAGAGUUGCUGAUUUUUUUACAGAAUUUGCCCACAAUGCACUGGGGAAAUGAAGAUAUCAGUGUUCUCCUAGCAGAAGCCUACAGACUGAAGUUUGCAUUCGCAGAUGCCCCCAAUCAUUACAAGAAAUGAGUAUAAAGAACCAGGAAUUUUAAACCAGCUUGUUCUGGAGUAUUAUGGCUUUCAUUAUUCUGGUUAGCACUUGCACAUAAUUACUAAUCAUUGCAUUUAAAUAAAGAAUUCUGUGAGCAUGUACAAAAUGAGACUGGAAUACCAAAGAGUUGGACAGACCAGGAUAUUGAACAUUAUAUUAACAUAAAAGUGAACGUUCUUGCUCAACAUAUAAAAGCAACAUAAGUUCAGUUAAGUUUCAUAGUAUUUCAUUUUUCUUUCUUUGAUAAUUAUUGGAAGUAUGUAUGAAUAUGGACUGCAUUUUACAUUCAUCUCUGCCUAGUGAUUGUCAUGUGUCCAUGAGCCUUAAAAUCUGUUAUUGGAAUGAUUGUGAGCUUGUAAAAUUAUUCCUAUCUAAGCAAUACUAGUCUCUGAUACCUUUGCCUGCUUAUAUUUGUCUGUGAUAGGAAUGAUUCCCCUUGGUAGAAAACAAGGACACAUCAUGGGUAUGAAGGUGAAUUUGGAACAGUAGAGCUCACAAGGGUUUUUAUUUUAUUUUUUAUUUUGAACCUGAGAGAACAUUUAAAUUGUAUUUUGUGUUGAUACAGAGACCCAAAUUAUGAAAAUUCUACUAUAAUAACACAACAUAAGGAAUCUGAAUAAGUGGCACAAUUUGCACAUUUUCUAGACGUCAUUAAGGUUGCCCUGAGAGCUCUCUCAGACCCUGUGCACCACUGUAACCACAUGUUAAGGGUUUAAGUGGCGCUUAAGGAUACGUGUCAGCAUUGGAUGAAAUUCUCCCAUUAGCCUUAUAUUUUGGAGUAUUCUAAAACACACUGAAUAAAUUAAGAAAUAUGCUUUUUCUGUCAUGGUAAAUAAAUUCAUAACUAUAAAGUUUUAAAAGACCUGAAUGUUUGUCAGCAUGAAAGUUCACUUGAAAGGAUUUUAUAUUCAAUGGCUUAAUUUACAAUGCAAAAUGUUUUAAAUGUCAGUUUUUGCCUUAUAAUCCAUUUCUAAAAUGUUAGAAAAGGAAAAAAAGUAAUAGUUGUGUCCUUCACUUAUUUGUUGAAUAACUUGCUUGAUGAUUUGUUCGCUCAUUGUGAUGCAGGGGAAGAGCAAAGGUUGUUCCUAUUAACAAGCAGCCCGAAUCCCCCCUUUCAACAUUAGAAGAAUAAAAAUCCCCCCAAACUUUCUACAGUUAAUGUUCCUUCAUGUAAUCACAGGGUUCUGAAUUAAUUUUUACAGUCCCUUAAUUUACUAUACUAUAAAUGGAAUAUUUAUUUUCAGGGAAUCUUAUCAAAUGGGAGUUCUGCCUGAAGUUGAGAACUGCAAGGGGCAUGAUAUAUUAGGAACUCAGAGUUGUUUUACUUUAACACACUUCCAGAGUGUUCAUGGCACAAGUGUAGAAUUAGCAAUGCAUUUUUAAGUUAGGUGAAUAAAAGAUCUUCAGGAGGGCUUUGUCUUAAGAUAUUAAUAAUAAUGAAUUAUUUGCAAUCUCUUACAAAAUAUUAUCCACUAAGUUGGCUUGUUUCUUUUUCUUUUGGGAGUUGACAUUAGCUAAAUAACCUGUUUUGUGGGCCAUGGUUUUUUACAGUGUUUUGACUAAUUUAAUAGCAGAAUCAAGGUAAAUGAGGAAUCAGUUUGUGCUAUUAUAUGGGAUUUGUCUUUUAAAAUGGCAUGAAAUUACUGAUGGAGGGGAAGGAGGUGAAGGAACUAACUUAAACAAUUCAUAAACUGAUGUUUGGCAUCUAGGGCGUGAUUCUGUUCCAUUGAAGUUAACGGGAGUCAGUCGAACCAGGAUCAGGCUUCCUGGAUUACUGUAUUUGUGCCUAAAGUACAUAGUCUAUGUAUGUGUCCAUCUUAAAUAUCAGUGUAGUCCCAACAUUUUUGUUUAUCUUUAAUGGUCUAGUCACUGUGUGUCUAGAAUUAACCUUAAGUUGACAAAGAAUGUCAUAUUGUGCCUAACCGAAUAUCUACCAAUAACAGAAUACACGAAGCCUGAAACUUUUAUGUGACCAUUUGUGGUGGUUAUGUCUAUAAAACAUGAAUAAAAAUAAUCCAUUAAUAGACAUUCAAAUUAUUGUAACUAAUUCAGAAGAGAGAAGGCACCCAGCAGUAAGCAUAUAAUGUUUUGUGAGAUUUGUAUAGUUAACUUUUUUUAUCGAGACAUUAUUUAGGUAGUUAUACAGAACGUGAAAAGUCGACCCAAAGCUGUUUGCUGUGUUAGAUGCUAAUAUGUAACAUUUAUAAAGCUUGGUAUGUAUUUUUAAAGUUUCCUUCACAAGUUACACUGAUGUUGACUGCUAAGUCUUCCAAAUUCCAGUGGUAAAUAUCACUUUCUUUAAAGGAAAUGCUGUCAUGCCCCCAAAAGAGGCUACAUUUGCUGUUGUGCCCAUGUCAGAAUUUAAAGAUUGUACUUAUGCACAUUGUUUAAUGAGGGUGCUGGGGAGCUUCCUAAUGUACUGAUUAUAUAGAGAGGAUAUUUUAGAGUACAUAGGAGGCCAACAUAUUUUUAUGUAAAAUCUCUCCAAAUUUAUAAUACCAUAAAAAUUAACAGAAAAACAUUUCACUUUAUAAAAGUAAUUAUCCUUAUGUUUUCAUAAAUAUGCAUCUCAGGCAAAGUGUCAUUCCAACCAAACUGUUACCUAAAGAGAACAAAUAAUUUUCUCUGUCAUUUUUACAUCCAUAGACCUAUUUUUCAAAAUCAAGAAUCAGAAUAUUAAAAUUGGUUUGUAAUUUGUAUUUUCUUAUGGGUCAAAGAUUUUAAACAUAUAGGAGGCAUCUUGACACAUCAUUAGUGAGUCCAAUCUGUAAUUUAAUAAAAUUGAUAUGAAAACACUGAAUGCUGUGUUGUCUAAAAUGCAGUGUCUUAUAGGACUUUUGUAAUAAAAAUGUACAAUAUAGAGAAACAGCUUUAUGGCUUCAGUAUUCACAUAGGAGUGUAAAUAACAAAUUAAUCAACUAUGUAAAUAUAAUACUUGGGAGAACAUAAGAUUCUCAGCUUGAACUCUUAUGUAAAUCUCUAAUACAUUAUAACAAAUCAUGUUGCAAUGUUAUUUGGCUUAUUUUCUUAUGGAAAAAUCCAUGAAUUUGUAUUUAACUUCAGAACUAUAAAAUAAAAUAUAA
Mauremys reevesii (Reeves's turtle) is the source of this 4856-nucleotide messenger RNA. RefSeq names its product TBC1 domain family member 22A (gene TBC1D22A). The transcript is spliced from 13 exons. NCBI's taxonomy places the organism in Eukaryota, Metazoa, Chordata, Testudines, Geoemydidae. The coding region runs from base 195 to 1751 and encodes 518 amino acids. The record is from RefSeq and is a predicted model, not a curated record. Gene Ontology annotation, molecular function: GTPase activator activity. Gene Ontology annotation, biological process: activation of GTPase activity.